AGCUUACGGCCGACAAACCACUCUUCUCUAUCAGUAUGCCCUUGAAUAGAUGAGGCUGUGCAAAGUCCUUUGCUCUUAAAUGUAUUGCUGUCAUUGAGAAUAUUUGGAGGUUUUCUCUUGGGUUUGUUUGGAUUUUGUUUCUUCAGCUUUUGUCUAAUUUUGGUUUUAUUUUUCUGGAGCAGAGAAAAUGGCUUUCCUUAUGAAAAGUAUGAUAAGUAACCAGGUAAAGAAUUUAGGAUUUGGUGGUGGGUCUGAAGAAAAUAAAGAAGAAGGAGGUGCAUCUGAUCCUGCAGCAGCUCAAGGGAUGACUAGAGAGGAGUAUGAGGAGUAUCAAAAGCAAAUGAUUGAGGAGAAGAUGGAAAGAGAUGCUGCAUUUACACAGAAAAAGGCUGAGAGGGCAUGCCUCAGAGUUCAUCUCAGAGAAAAAUACAGGCUCCCAAAGAGUGAAAUGGAUGAGAAUCAAAUCCAGAUGGCUGGAGAUGAUGUGGAUUUACCCGAAGAUCUCCGGAAAAUGGUAAAUGAAGAUCAAGAAGAGGAAGAAGAUAAAGAUUCUAUUCUUGGGCAGAUACAGAAUCUCCAGAACAUGGACUUGGAUACCAUAAAAGAAAAAGCCCAGGCCACCUUCACUGAAAUCAAGCAGACAGCGGAGCAGAAGUGUUCCAUGAUGUGAGGGGUGGGAGGGGUGGAGGGAGGGAACCAGUCAUCCUUGGAAAAGACCAGUCUCCUGUGGGACGUUUCGAGCAGUACAUGUUUUAAUGUAGUGAACACAUUAAGGAAAACCACGAUGAUCCAUUGAUAGACAAUCAUUUGGUUGUUCUAAAUAUUCCUGGCAGAGCAUUUAGCUAGCACCUUGCAGCAGGAACCAUAUUUUCCUUUUAGUUAUAAAUGAGACGAACUGGAAAUAUUCAGGUGUAAAUGAUGAUGCAGAACACGUAUCUGCUUAAAGACCUUGAGAUGAGCCAAGAAGAAACAAAAGCAAGUGGCAUUUCCUCUCCAACUUUCUUCCUUGGAGGCCAAGUUCUCACCCUGUCCAACUAUUCACAGGACACCAGGUCCCUUCAGAGAAAGAUGUGGAGAGUCAAGGUGUCCACUGGAAGCCAGGUUGCCCACAGGGAGCUGAGGCUACAGACUCCAGGGCAAUCAAAGGUCACCACCCCCACCCCUCACCUCCAGGCUCCUUGAAUUUGUCAGUGAUACUCAUCAAGUUUGGUCCUUGGAUGCUUCUCAGCCAAGUGGCGGUAGCAGGGAUGUGGUGAACAAUGAGAAAUUGAGGCAGGGAAUAGACCUCGCCAGCCCUUUGCAUUGGAGAUCAUCACUCUAGUGGCCAUGGGAAGAAUGGAACCGAGGGAGGCACAAUUAUAGGCAGAGGGAAACCAGGGAGACGGCUGCUCUUUUUGAGUUGAGCUUAACUCUCCUUGUCUGAACUUGGUGAUAGCAAUGGAAACAAAGUGGGUAGACUAACAGAGAGCGUUAAGAAGUUAAAUCAGUCUCUCUCUGUCUCUCUCUGUCUCCUCCCAACCUAUUUCUCUCUCAUCCCCUUCCCUCCUUCUUGUCCAAUCACCCUGUCUCUUUUUUUUUUUUCCUUCUCCUGUCCCUUCCUAUCCCACCCCUUCAGACUACCUUCCAGUAAAUCACACUGUCAUUUGGUGCCACAGGCUUUCAGGGUAGGCACUGAUUUUUUUUCCCUAAUAUCUGCUCUCUUUCAAAAGGAGCAAUUCGAAAGACUUAGGACAGUUACCACUGAAACACUUCAAGCUAUUUAGCUAAAGCCUACCAAACCAAAACAAAAUACUGAUUUUUUUUGGUGAAUCUGUUCAUAUGGUGAAUAAAGAUCUAUCAAAGGAAAAGGAAACUGAGACCAAAAACUUAGGGUCUAACUUGUUCUAAACCCACAGUUCCCAAAUGUGUUGUGCAAGAAGUUUUAUGUAAUAAAAAUAUGCAAAUAAAACAAAUGAAUAAAGGUC
Messenger RNA from Mandrillus leucophaeus (drill), 1964 nucleotides. RefSeq names its product complexin 4 (gene CPLX4). The transcript is spliced from 3 exons. Gene Ontology annotation, biological process: neurotransmitter transport; regulation of neurotransmitter secretion; synaptic vesicle exocytosis. Gene Ontology annotation, cellular component: SNARE complex; terminal bouton. Gene Ontology annotation, molecular function: syntaxin binding. The coding region runs from base 188 to 670 and encodes 160 amino acids. The record is from RefSeq and is a predicted model, not a curated record. NCBI's taxonomy places the organism in Eukaryota, Metazoa, Chordata, Mammalia, Primates, Cercopithecidae.